Molecule: messenger RNA, 11715 nt
Organism: Nothobranchius furzeri (turquoise killifish)
Lineage: Eukaryota; Metazoa; Chordata; Actinopteri; Cyprinodontiformes; Nothobranchiidae
Product: zinc finger homeobox protein 3
Biological process (GO): regulation of transcription by RNA polymerase II
Cellular component (GO): nucleus
Molecular function (GO): RNA polymerase II cis-regulatory region sequence-specific DNA binding; DNA-binding transcription factor activity, RNA polymerase II-specific
Source: RefSeq, a predicted model, not a curated record
AGCGGUGUCUGCGCAAUUACGCACAUGCGCACUGCGCGUAAUCUCAGCCAUUUUUUGAAGGAAACUAAUUAGCAGGAAUAAAGAGCCAAGUGUUUUUCCUCCCACAGUGAUCAGAACUCAUUCUACCUCUGGAGCUCGCUCAACCCCUCCGUGCCCAUCUUCCGUUUACUACAGCCUAAAUGUAGCUUUAAUUACACCGUUGUUUAAUAACAACGUGGACCCCGCUGCUCCCUCUCUCCUCUCUCUCCGUUUUUUCCUUCCUCUUCCUGGCUCCGUAAAAAUCGCAAAGGAUCAUUCAUAAGGAAUGAGUGGAGUCUUCAUGCGAUUGCUUUCUGGACUACCAGAGGUUUCGGCGUGCGGAGCUUUGUGCCAGAGUCGCUGCAGAAAUGUGGGCUGGUAAUGUGUGGCAGCUGUAGCCUCUGGUAUGGACACCGGUGAGGGAGGAGGAGGGGAUGGAGGGGGAGGAGAGGAGAGAGAUGCUGACCUCAGUCCCCAGGCUUUAUCUCUUCCUCUCCUGACCCAGGCGAUCGUUCCGGAGCAGGGGUCACCCUCCCGUAUCUCAGCCAUGGCCCCUGCCAAAGAGCCCCUGACCCUGCCUCAGCAGGGGGAGGUGGGCGCAGAGGGGUCCCAGGCUAGAGAAGGAGGUGGGCAAAAAGAAGGAGGCCAACAUUCGCAGGCGGAGAAUGAAGGGCAUCAAAAGUAUGGGAAGAAAGAGGACUUUAUGGAGGGAAGUUUGUCAGGGCAAAGGAAGGGAGAAGGAAAGGUGCAUGCAUGUGUGGGAGAGGCUUCAUUUAAAGGGGGCCUCCCAGCAGCCCUCAGCAACAGAGGCGGAGAGGAGGAGAAGGAAGAGGAGGAGGCCAUCUCAAACCAAAGUCAAACCAAAUCCAAAUGUUCUUUAUUACCUCAACAGAGCCAGCACAGCUCUUCUUCCAGCACUGCAAAGGCCAGUGGCACACUCGACAGCAAAACAGCCGCCUCUCCAAAGCCCUCCAACCCUUCUUUUCUUUCUCCAAAGCCCUUCCCUUUUUCUCCCACCUCUCCAAAGCACUUCAGUUGUCCGUCCUCCUCUUCUGCCCUGCUGAGUGAGACAGAGGUAAAAGACAUUAAGGGAGAUCAGGGCUGGAUUUCUGGGUUUCAUCAGAGCUUUAGAUCCCAGCAGUCUUCUAUGGCUUUUCCACUAGUGGGCAUUGAGCCCGCCAGUUCACCUGCUGAGGAUGAUGUGCCGACAGGGGUUCCUCACUCUUCCAUUUCCAGUGGAAAUGGUGCCAAAGCUCCAGAACCAAAUGACAGCCAGCUAGAUACAGUGGUAGAUGAAGAGAAAGACAAAGAAGAAGACCAGAAAGAUGCUGUCCUUAAAAACCUCAACCAAGACCUUUCUCCUAACUCGCUGACCAGUCACAUGGCCAUAAUGCACUCGCGCAAUUCCUGCAAGACUCUGAAAUGCCCCAAGUGUAACUGGCACUAUAAGUCUCAGCACACCCUACAAGUCCACAUGAAGGAGAAACAUCCCGAGACAGGAGGUCAGUGUGUGUGUGGCGUCUCUGCGGGGAAGUGUGUGUGUGGUGGUGCAACACGAGACGUAUGUGCCUACUGUAGUUCGGGGAAACCCCAUCCUCGUUUGGCCCGAGGUGAGACCUACGCCUGCGGCUAUAAGCCUUACCGCUGCAAGGUGUGUGACUACGCCACGUCAUCGAAAGGCAACCUCAGCAUACACAUGCAGUCCGAUAAACAUCUUAACAACGUUCAAAGUGGGGGGCAUGCAAAUGGCCCCGUGCACGCUUCUCUCAUUACCAACAACAGCUCCUCCAACGGUCAAGCAGCAGAUGAGCAGCAUUACAACAAGCUUCCACUCUCUGUUGCAUCACCGACCGCUCAGCCCAACAAGGUCCCACCACCUGCACACUCCCACUCUCAUGGUAAACGGUGGCGGUGCGACGUGUGUGACUAUGAGACCAGCAUUGCGCGCAAUCUGCGCAUACACACCACCAGCGAGAAACACACGCAUAACAUGCUACGGCUUCAGAGGGGUUACUAUCUGUCUCAGUGCAGGAGUCUUGCUCCACAUCUCAAACACCUGCAAAACCCAGGUGCUGAGCUUUCCUUGAGCAUGCGUUUGGCCAGUCAACAGGUCGCAGAACAACAACCAGUAACCUUUGGGUCAACUCUCACUCCAUCCCCCUCCCCCUCUCCCUCGCCUCCUCCAGCUCCAUCUUUGUCCCCUAACGGACCCCUCUCCCAGGGUGUGUUCCAAUGCCUCGUCUGCUCAUGCUUUUCAUCUGACAGCUUAGAGUCUGUAGAGCAGCACUUGAAUGCUUCCCGCUCAUUGCCCCAGUCAGAGUGGUGCUCCCUUGUCGCGGGUGGUUGUCACUGCAGGCUGUGUGGAUACACCACCCCGCUGAGGGCUAACUUCUCCUUGCACUGCCAGACUGAUAGACACCGCACCCGCUACCAGCUUGCUGCUCACCUCCAGGAGGGCGGAGACAGGGGUCAAGAGGGGGCUGCCCUCAUUGCUAAGGGCAACCCUGUCCAGCUGCGGUGCAACCUGUGUGAUUUUGUAACCAGCAGUCUGGAGAAGCUACAGGGGCAUUCCCUCACUUCACAGCAUGAAGCGAGCAUCCGGGUUUACCGAUUCUUGCAGCAGUAUGAUGGUGAGGUAGAUGGAGGUUCGUGGCUGUUCCAUUGCCUUCUAUGCAACCACUCCUCUUCAUCUAAACUGCAAGUACUAAAACACAGCCAAACUUCGGCCCAUCAGCAGAGGGAAGGGCUACUGCAACUGCAGCCAAUGGGUGGGGAGGAACUGGCUGCCAUUUUCACCAUCAGAAAAAGCCCAGAUGGCGUCACGGAUGAGCUUAUUGAGGACAUGGAGACUUCCAGUGUUAGCAGCACUGAUCCUUUGGACACCACCAAAGACACGAGUAACGUGGGAGAAAAGAUUUCUGAGGAGACAGAAAAAACAAAGGCAGAGGAAGGAGAAAAGGAAGAGUCUUUACCCUCGUUAAAGCGUCCAUCCCCAGGAUGUGGGGAAAUGGAUGACUCCAUUGUAACCAAACGUCCAAGAACACACCAGCAAAAUGAGAACCAGCAGACUGUCCAGUGCCCUUUGUGCCAGGUUAAACUCGCGCACACACACCUUCGACAGCAUCUCACACACGUGCACAAUGUGGCGCAAGACUGCGUAGACAAGCUCAUCAGUGCGGUUACACCAUCUUUAGAACAAGCCCAGCCUCCAUCAGAGUCGCAGCUUCAGGCAGAUUUACUUCUAGAUGACAUCCAGAAAAAGAAAAUUACAAAGAAUAACAACUGUUCCUACUCUGCAGAUUCAAAUGCCUCAGCGGAUUCACCGAAAAAUAAAGGAGUCUUGGUGGAGAAUGCUGAUGGAGACAUAGCCACACCCAAAGAUGUCACAGCUCUUCUCACCCCACCCCUAGAAGACAACAACACUCAUCCCUUCAAUGGCACACUGGCUCUUCAGUCCCCGACUCAGACGCCUCCCUCCUCUCCACCUACCUCCCCACCCAGUGAUCCCCUCCCAUUUUCUGAUCGUCAUGGUUACCGUUUCCGUUGCAGCAGGUGCAGUUUAGCAUUCCCCACUCAGAAGAAGCUCCAGCUGCACUGGCAGUACCAUGCCAUGAGGGCGGCGACAGAGUGCCCCCUUUGUUCUAGACAAUGUCGCAGUCAGGAAGCCCUGCAGAGACACAUGCAAAACGCCCACUCACAGCAGGACAACACGCAGGGACAGAGCACACUCUUGCCACAUCCCACUGUGCAAUACAUGGAGCAUAGUACGAAUUCAGUUCAGCAGGACUUUACUUUAUCACCUCAAGUGGGUCAAGAAGCAGGAGAGGAUGAUGAUGCGGAGCUAGACGAAGAAGUUUUGGGCAUAGACGAAAGGGAGGAGCAAAAAGAGGUUGAUAUUAAAGAGAAGGAAGGGGCCUCGGAAGUUGGUGGAGUCGAUGAGAAUUUAACUGAUCUUGAUAAAGGGACACAUGAGGAGAUUGUAUCAGAACCUAUUUCCAGCUCAGCUGUCAAAAAGAGCUCUAACCCCACAAUGGAUCGUUAUCUAGAUCCAUCCAGACCUUAUAAAUGUGCCAUAUGUUCAGAGUCCUUUACCCAGAAAACAAUUCUUCUGGUCCAUUAUAAUUCUGUGUCCCACCUCCAUCGGGCCAGACGAGCCCUGCAAGAUUCUGGUGCAAGUGCUGCAGCCCCAGAAACACCACGUGGCCCUGAUGCUAGACCCUAUCGCUGCCGGCUGUGUGGAGUGGGUUACAGUCAGAGUUCUACACUGGACAUACAUCUUCGCUCAGUUCUUCAUCAGACUAGAGCACGAGCUGCCCAGAACUCCACACAGCAGAGCUCUGCAUCAACUUUAGCUGUUCCAACGUCAACACCCACCACUUCUGCCCAGGCUGCCACCUCCAAAGAAGAAACAUCCAAAAGUUUGUCUGUGGCCAAGAAACUAAAUGGAGUAAGCUGUUCAACUUCUUCAGUAGUGAGCCUUGGCUUAUUAGCUGAAACUCAGCCACCUCUCUCUGAUCCAAUAGAUUCCCAGCAGGCAAAAAAGAAAGUGGCAGAGCUUCUAGCAUCAAGAAAUCAGCUAAUGCUACUGCAGCAGCAGCAGCAAAUAGCCCAAGCCCAAGCACAGGUACAGGCACAGCUCCAGCAGCAGACCGCAUUGCUCCAAUCCCAAGCAAUCCACUCCUUAAGCCCAGAGAACCUCCUCAAACAGCACUUCUCAUUGGUGCCUGACAACCUACUCUCUCUUCAACAGCAACUUCUUCUACCAUUUUACCUGUCAGGGGAUGUAAAGCUAAACCCAGAUUUAACUAUUAAGAGCUCCGAUUUUGGUCACCUAGUAUCUCUGAGCUCACUUCUAAAGGAACAGGUGAAGGCAGAGGCUAAAACCGAGUCCCAUGCAGAUGGCAAAGAAACCAAGAAACCUUGCUCAAAGUCGUCUGUUAACCAACCAUUGGAUCUUUCACAGAAUGAAGACACUGUUGAUGUGUGCAGUGGAUCCUCCAAUGAGCAGAAGGGAAAAGAACAUUUUAAUUCUGGUUCUGAGGAGGACAAAGAGGAUGUACACAAUAGUGAUCAAAACAAAAAUUUGAAGACGGAAACAGUUUCUUCCUCCUUUGCUGUUCCUCGAUCACAGUGUCCUCCUCCCAGAGUGCCCUAUGCUGCUGCAAAUGGGGAGCCUCUCAAAGCGUUGCUCCAGAGUUACGGCUACGAGAUGGCGUUGCAAUAUUUACAGAGCAGACACAGACACCAGCAGCAGAUACUACCACCUGUUAGUUUAUGUAAAAUAACAAUGUGCUCUCAAAUCAAAAGGGAUGGUUUUAGUCAGCUGCAGAAAGAAAAGUUAGAAGACUGUAACAACAAUAAUAAAGGAGUGGAAGAGAAUGAGGAGAAAAAGGUGACUGAAAAUGAGCCACCAGCAAAGCAAGAGAAAAAAUGCUGCGAGACCGGAGAAAAGUGUCGAGACUGUGGCAAGUUGUUUUCAGAUGCGUUGAUUUUAAAAAGCCACCAAGAGUACAUUCACAGAACUCUGUUCCCCACUGCCGCUCUGGAGAAGUUUUCCAGAGAAUAUAGACUACAAUACGAUCAGAUGUAUCCCAUUGCUGAGUCUAAAUCUGUGGAAAAUUUAAAUGCUUGCACACAAGCUUCAGCUCCAACCUCAACCCCAGACAAAUGCACAGAACAAGAACCCACAACAGAAUCGAUGAAAUCUCAAGGGAAGAGCCUUGAAUCCCCACCUCUGCUGUCAGUUUCAGACUCCAUUGCAAAAGUAAAUGAUACCACUCAAUGUUUGAAAAAUACUCCUGGUGCUUCUUCUCAGUCUUCCUCUUCUCAACCACAAGAACCUCAACAACAAGAGGCACCAGUUCCAGGCUCAUCCACUACAGCUUUGUCUCAAAUCACAACCCCUCUAACGCUUCCUUUACCUAAACUACCUAUGCUUCCUUUGUCUUUGCCUCAGCUUCCCUUACCCCCCUUAACCAUACCCAAGCUUCCACUUCCACCAAUUCCUUUUCCAAUGGAGUUACCGCUCCUCCCUCCAGUUGUGAUGCAAUCUAUGGCUCUCCAGACUCAACCUUGGCUGGAUUCAAGUAUAAACCCCGAGCUGGCAAAACUCUAUCAGGCUCAGCUAAAUCCAGCACUACUUGGACAACAACCACAGCUUAGCCCUGCUUUGCUUGCUCCGCAAUCUCAGCCCAGCCCUGCUUUGUUAGGCCCUCCGCCACAACUUAGCCCUACUUUGUUGAACCAUUCAACCCAGCCAACACAAACCGGACAGCAAAGUCAAAUCAGCCCAAGCAUUCCUGAACAACAGCAAGGUAAAAGAACCCGAACAAGAAUCUCUGAAGAGCAGCUGUCUGUUCUUAAAAACCACUUUGAUAUAAAUAGUCUUCCUAGUGAUGAAGAAAUCAACAAGAUGUCCGCUCUGUCAGGACUGCCUCACAAAGUAAUUAAACACUGGUUCCGCAACACGCUGUUUAAAGAGCGCCAGAGAGACAAGGAUUCCCCUUACAAUUUUAAUAAUCCCCCAACCACUGCCCUGGAGGAGUCCAGGGAGGAUGUAUCAAAAAAACAGUGUUUGACACUUUCCCCAUGUUCACCGUCUCCAGGCCUGACAACCAACGCUUCGCCACCAUCGCAACCAGUAGGAGAGCACCACAGAGGCAGACGGUCUUCCAGAACCCGCUUUACCGAGCAACAGCUAGAAACACUUCAGGGGGUGUUUGAAGCCACUCCUUACCCCAGAGAGGAGGAAUACGACAGGUUGUCUGCUCUUUUGUCCCUUCCUAAUAGAGUGAUUGUUGUAUGGUUCCAAAAUGCAAGGCAGAGAGCCCGCAAAAAUCAAGACCGUGGAGCGGAUGAUGGAUUGGACGGGAAGAACCAGCUUGACAAUAUAGACGGGGAGAAAAAUGGCUCUUCUAAGACUGAUGUUAAUAAUCAGGACAACAACUAUGAGAAUGAAGGACAAGCUGACUCCCAGAAUGAAAACUCUAUGGAUCUGACUUAUGAAUAUUACACCCACCCUGAUUCACCUGCCCUUGAUUCUUCCACUUACUCAGAAAGUGAGCAUACAACACCGGGAAAUGAACAAACGUCCACUGCAAGGAAGCAAGAAGACAUAGUAUCUUGUCAGGCGAACAGUAACCCAGCUCCUGUUCAUACUCGAAACAAAGUUUUAGACACCGACAUCCACCAGAAGGGAACUUCUCAGCCUACUGAAUCAGGGUCUUGUCAGCAACCUGCAAGUCCACCAGAAAAACAUCCAACCCUUAUUGCCUCCUCUUCGCAAAAGACACUCUCCCCCAUUUCGUCUGUGUCUCGUUCUGACCAGAGGAGUGCACACAGUCCGGAUUGUGACCAAUCUUUUGAAAAAGUUGCUGAGUCCUUGCCAAGCCCGCCCUCUUCUUUGGAGUCUGAAGAAAUUCCCACUCGGUUGACUGAUGCCACGGCUUGCCUCUUCACUGAGACCCAGCCACAGCUCAAAGCCCAGGCUCAGUUCCAGUGUAGUCUCUGCCCAUUGUCCUUGCCAUCAUUCCAACUUUGGCAAGAACACCAAACCCGACACCUCCUAGCUGCCCAGUCUCAAGUACAGCUCUUUCACCAGGGAUUCACAGACCGAACCAUGCCUUACAUGAUGCUUCAUCCUAACCACACCUUAAUGGCCAGCCAAAUGCUGUCAGGGGCUAUGUCCCAGAUACCCCCCAAUCCCACACAUCCCAUGAUUUCACACUUGAACAACAUACAAAUGAAAAGCACAUUCUCAGAUCCCUCAAUUAGCCCCCUUAACAAUUCACUGACCACCUUAAAGCAGAGUACAAAACAUGCAUCUGAGAACAGUAGUGAAGGGCAAAGGGGAAACAGGGAAAUUGAAGAUGAACACAGACGGGAUAAACGUCAGAGAACUACCAUCACUCCAGAACAGCUUGAAGUGUUGUAUCAGCGCUAUAGUUUAGACUCAAACCCCACAAGAGGAGUCCUCGAAAGCAUUGCACGAGAUGUGGGUCUCACAAGACGUGUGGUUCAGGUAUGGUUUCAGAAUACACGAGCAAGAGAGCGAAAAGGACAGUUUCGGUCCGUAGGACCAGGAACGAGUUUUACCUUAGGCCUGAACCAUCUUCGCUGCCCUUUCUGCAGGGCUCUCUUCAAAGUAAAGAGUGCUCUUGAUGCCCAUAUAAGGUCCCGCCACUGGGCGGAGGCUGAAAGAGCAGGCUACAACCUAUCAGUAGGCAGUGGAUCCAAUGGACAGACUGUGAUGGCGAUGUCAUCUGUUAUGGAAAGACCAGGUCCAUCCAUUUCCUCCAAGUCCAUUCCAAAUCCUGGUUAUGAAAUCACCAACAAAGAUUUGACUAUGAAGCUACCGGUGGCAUCUUUGUCUUCAUCCAUAAUGGUAAAAAACCAUGAAGAGAAUGUUGAAUAUGAGGAAGAUGAUGAGGACUUCCCAUGCGAAGAUAGUUCAAGUAUGACCGACCAAGGUUUGCCCAGUCCUGGAGUAUCUGGGGAUCUCUGCUCAGAUUGGAGUGAAACUCUAACGCAGCAGCAGCAGCAGCAGCGUCAAAGGACACAAAUGAGCCACUUCCAGGUACUCCAGCUCAAAGACUUCUACAGGAACCACCGCACACCAAACCGCCUUGAGUGUGAAAGACUUGGCCGGGAGUUGGGUCUUCCUCCCCGUGUGGUACAGGUUUGGUUCCAGAAUGCCAGAGCGAAGGAGAAAAGGGCCAGGAGCCUGACCUCCGACUCUGCAGAGCGGGAGCAGGCUGAUCUGUCAGCAGGUGCGGUGGAGAGAGACAGAGCGUAGAAAGGCAGACUGCUUCCUUCAAAUAUGCUCCCACCAAAAUGAUUUCUCCAACUGCUGUUCAUCUUCACAAAUACCCUGCCUACUUGCUGCCAAACCAAUAACCUGAACACCCCAAAGACGCAGAGCUGCAGUGGCCCAAAGAGAAACUCUCUUCAGUAGUACUGGAAAGCCCAAACCCAAGUUCUCUUUACCACAGCUUUCCUCUUUUCAUAUUUUUCUUAAACUCUUUACUGGUUUGUCUUUUCUUGUUGAAACGAGCUCCUCUCCUUGAUCACACCUUGCUACACCAAACACCGACUCGAUUAAAAAAAAAAACACACACACACCAUGCCACAGAGGCCAAAGAGCAUUCUCCAAGUAUGUGACCUCACUGCCCAGCUAGACCUGCAGUCUACCUCUCAGUCUGCAUGACAGACUCACAGUGGGCCCUCCACCAGACCGUGCUAGAUAACUAGCUGUGUAGCAUGUAGUUCCAGUCUGUACAAGGCUGGAAAACAAACCGUCAAAGAGAUUUUAGUGUAAAUAGAGAACUCCAAAAAAAAAAAAAAACUUGAAGAAAAACAAAGCAGAGUGGAAGAAGACGAAGAAGAAAAGGGGAAAAAAGAAAACGGAUUAAUAUCCUUUAAAUGCGUAAGGGUAUUUGCAUAGAGCUUUUGUAAAGACUGUCUCAGAUUCCAAAGCUCAUAACCAAAAUUUUACAUGUCUGUUGAUUUAAUUUUUGAACGUGUUUGUUUUCAAUGACAAACUGCAGAGCGGACGUCUGUAUGGUGAAGGGGUGAGAAUUGCAGCCGGCAUAGGUAAGCUGAGCACCAAUAGACUGUGGUGGUGCUAGAAUGCUGCUUCACCUCCUAAAAGCCAAUGAUGAGUCUUCUGUUGUACAUGUACUCCUUGUAUGUUCCUUUAUUGAAAAACAACCCAAAUAGCACAGUUGAUAAAAGGCCAGUUUGUCCUGAAAAGGGUAAACUAUUUUUAUAGCACUCAACCAUUCUACUGUAAAUGGAAACUCUAACCAAACUCAAAUUUGCAUUGUGUGUGUUUAGUAAUAGUUUAUUAUGAAAUUUUAUGGAUCGACAUGAACUGUCUUGCUUCAAUAUAAUAAUGUCAUGAUGACGAAAGUAUUGUGACGGCUUUCGUACGUUCAGGCAAGAAGACUUACUGCCUUUCCAUUCUAUUUGAAUAUACCAAUGGCUUACCAAUGUUAGGUGAUGACUGUAAAGCUUUCGAUGCUCAGAUCAACUUGGCUCCACUUCAGAUGUGACUUAAACAUGACAACCGUCUGUUUUUCAAACAAAAGAGGCCUGGUUAAAAUUUGAACUAAGCUUUACGUGAAAUCUACACAAAACCUCUCAGUGCGUCAAAGAUCUGAGCUUUUCACCUCUGAGUGAUUGUUACAAAAAAAUCUUAUUGAAACUAAAGUGUUUAAUAAUGUGAGGGGGUAAAUGUACAGUAUUUAGCUUUUGUAUGGUUGACUCGAGACUUCAUUGGAUGUUUGACACUUAGCUCUCUUUUCCACAUAUAUUGAGCUUCUCCGCAAAGUAGAGGAAAAACUUUGGAUGUUAUUGAUGUUAUUUUUGUACACUUAAUUUAUUCUCCCUUUCCCCUCCAUGCCUACUUUUCUCUUGUUUCUCUCUUGCAAUUCUUCCUCUGUUCAUUUAUGACCAGUCCUUAUUCUACCUGUAAUAAUAUUGAUAAUAUAACAAUAAUAGCUAAACAAUAAUUAAUGCUUUAAGACAAAAAUCCAAAGACGUGAUAAUACUUUAACCAUAUUUCCUACAAAAAUAAGCGCUACUGUUUACUUGACGAUGUACUGCUGUUUUUGAAGAAGGAAGGAGUCCCUCUAUCUAAGCUACUGUUUUUUUCUGCCUCUCAUAAGCACACUGGAGACUGUAACCAAAACCCCAAACUAGAGCCAUGGCAGUCUGUAAUAUAGCGGUUGAAGAGUUUUACUUCUCUUGAAAAAUGUUGCCGUUUAUUUUUCUUUUAUACCAUAGUGUUAAACUUCAGCCCUUAAGGAUGUCCAGUUUGCUGCUAAUGUACUGUAGUUUCUAAUGAUAUUGUAGGAAGAUGCAUGCUCUGAUCGCUUUACCACUAGGCUUUAAUGACUACAAACUGUAAUGAUACCUGUGAUGCUGUUGAUAAACUGCCCCUCUGUUAUUCUGUUCACGAUGAAAGGAUAUGUGGGGCUCGAUUCCAUCAAGUUUGUUUUUCAGUGUCUUACUCACUCCUACUCAGAAGAAAAAAAAAAGGCUUUCGUAGACGAGGAACGUGUUUUCAAGCUUCCGCAUUAUUUUGGUGUUCAUUUCUCAAGCUACAUGAAGAUUCUGCGUUGAUAUUUGAAGGAGUUAAGCCCCAAACCUGGUACGGUGUCUUUCUGUGUUGCAGCGUCUUUAGUCAGUAGUCCGGCUGCGACAGCUUUGCGGACUCUGUCCGGCAUUGCAGCCAAGUUUUCCAAAGGAAAUGGACUUACUCUUGUCGUGUUUCGUUCUUAAACCAACCAAUGUUUACGACAAUACCAAUGAGCUUUCUUCUGUGCAGAAAUGUGCAUUCCAAAUACCACAAAGGCAGUUUUUAUUUUCUACAUGGAUGAUUUCAACUUUAAUUUCGCUCUUGUUCUCUUGAUCUUAGUGACUGUAAGAUGUACAUAUUGGAGUCUUUUAUGGUGAAGAGACUCUGUUAUCCUUUCUGUAGGUAAAACGGUUCUUUUACUUUUUCUUUUCUGGAUAUGUUGUUGCCAUAGUGAUGACCAAAAAGAUACCUGUGAUGUGCACCUGUCCUUACGUCCUGCUCCGGUGGUUUAUUGUGUCUCUAUACUCUUCCUAACCCGUUUUCCCUCAGCUGUUGUGUGUUUCUCCUGCCUCUCCUCCCCAUACUCCACUGAGCUAAAUAAAGUCUGCUUUGGUGCA